Molecule: messenger RNA, 1691 nt
Organism: Oreochromis niloticus (Nile tilapia)
Lineage: Eukaryota; Metazoa; Chordata; Actinopteri; Cichliformes; Cichlidae
Product: polymeric immunoglobulin receptor-like
Exons: 5
Coding region: 66-1067 (333 amino acids)
Cellular component (GO): plasma membrane
Molecular function (GO): transmembrane signaling receptor activity
Source: RefSeq, a predicted model, not a curated record
GGAGUGAAGAGACACACUGUUCUUCUGAAGUUUAACAACUUUUCUGCAUCAGGAUCAAAGUCAGAAUGAAAAUCCUCCAUUUUCUAUUUUUCUGCUUCUUUUCAGAUCCAGCUCGGCUCGUCAAGGCAAAACAUAAUAUCUGGUCUGCUGCUGAAAGAGCAAAUGGUACACUUAGCUGCAACUUAUUUUUGUCUGGAAGCACAAAGUUUUUCUGCAAGGAAAAAUGUGUGCGAGCAGAAGAUACCCUCAUUAAAACAGAUGGAAGCACAGCUCAGAGUGGGAGAUUCAGCAUUAAAUAUGAAGAUGGAGCUUCAGGAAGUGGAACUUUGCUUUUGUUCUUCACACACCUGAUCAAGUCUGACUCAGGAAUGUACAGGUGUGCUUUGGGAAGCUCUUCUGUUCCAGAUUCUUACUAUGACUUUGAGGUCAGAGUUUCAAAUGAUCUGGAUAAAAAUGCUGGUUUUUAUCGCACCGAAACUGAAGGAGAAAAGAUCACAAUGGCAUGUUCCAACAACACAUAUGGACACAGGAAGUUCUUAUGUAAGAAUCAGUGUAAGAAUGAAGGGGAGAUCCUCAUUGACACAACUAAUAACAAAUCUGUGAGUGGCAGAUAUGAAAUUGAAUACAGACCAGGAUCCAUGUAUGGACUGUAUAUGAACAUCAGAAAGCUGACCAAGUCAGACACAGGAUGGUACUUGUGUGGGUAUGGAAACCCUCUGUCUCCUGAUUCAUACGCCAGAGAAUAUGUUCUUGUCAUUGAUGAUACAAACCCAGUUAUUUCCACACCACAAGGAACAACACAGAGUGAAAGUGUCACUCCAGGAGUCUCUACACAUGGUCCUGACUCCUCCUGGCUUCUGGUUGUGCGUGUGUCCUUGGAUGGUGUUUUGCUGAUGGCUGUUUUCCUCAUGCUCUUCUACAUUAGUAAGACAAGGAGGAACUUUGGACUGAACACCAGAGAAAAUGACACAAACAUGGAGUUAUCUGUCGGGUAUGAGAACUGGGAUCCAGCCUCCAAACAUGAUGAGUCCAAAAGCAGCAGGACCAAACCUACUCUGUAUUAUUAAAGACCAAAAUGUAAAAAGUAAAAAUUAAAUUUGACCAUCUACUCCCCGGGGUUAUCUGCUCUUCGAGGUUUGUUCCAUUUUGAUAUUUUUGGACCUAUAUCUGAUAUUUCAUGAUCACCUCCCAUAUAAUUUGCAUCACUAGGCUUCAUUUUGUUCCUGUUAUUCAAAUGCAUACACAUAUUGACACAGUUAAUUACAGACAUGGAAAGUAACAAAGUUUUUCAUUUUUUUUAAAAUGUUUUCAUAAAGAACAGCUGAUGUACUAGGUUGACUCCUUUUCCACCAUCAUUUCAUUUUCAUAUUUUUUAACAUAUUUCUGUAAUUUCAUAAUCAGCUCUCAUAUAAUUUACUUCACUGUGUUCCUUGCUGUAUAAUAGCUGUAUUUAAAUGUAGCAUGUAAAACUGAUUCAAUGUUAUGAUAAAGAAGAACAUAGUCUCUGUUUUGCAGUAAGGUUUUUGCUUUCUUUGAAGUUAUUCUUCCCCAAAAUUAACUGUAACUGAAACAGGUUUUACACAUUUGGUUUUAUUUCAUACAUUUUUGUUUUUAUUUUCAUGUAUGUGCUUACUUAUGCAAUGUAUUUGAAACUACUAGCUUCUGUUAGAAGGUGCAGAAAAAUUAAACAU